UAAUGAAAGAAGUAACACUGCCGCUGAGCUGCAAACACGAACCAUUCUUCCGGUACAAAUUGAAUCAUACUGCUCAAAAUGAAGAGUAUAAUCACUAGAAUUUUAAUAAACAAAGUAAACAUUGCCCGUGUAUAUGUCACUCUCGAAUGAAUUGAAUAUUUACGCUGGACGCACCUCUUUCCGACAGCGAUCAAUAUUCUUUUACUCUGAUUUAAACGUUCGUGUCUGAUGAAUUAGCGUAUGAUUCAAUUUUGAAUGUUCGUCCUUUUCGCACGAGAGAACCGAACGAGUUUACAGACAGCAAAUGUUUAGUUGCAGGAUGGAUCACAUUUCUAAGAUAAUGUGAUGUAUGUGAAAAUCAUGAGGUAAACUGUAAUACUAUUUUAUAUAAUAUCAAAUGAUCUAGCGAUUUGUGAGAGAAAUGCUAUUUUUGAGUAUAUUAUUGAAGAAGCUUGUAUCUUGUCACAAAAGGCAGCAUUCACGAUUUUUUUUGGUAAAUUGGAAAUUUUUAUUUUCUAAGACAUCUACUAUGAUGCACAUUGACAUCAAAUCAAGGUGUUGGGCGCGCUCCCCAUUUUGAGUGGCAUCAUUAACAUUUCAAUCAUGACACAUUAGUAUAAUAGAGUACUAUUUUGUUAAUAUUGGACACGAUAUGAAUAGAUUGUAUUGUUAUUAUUCUAUUGUUGUUGUUGUUGUUGUUGUUGAGUUAUCCAUUAACUACUGGAUCAAUUGCUUUGAAAUUUUUAGUGAGUAAAAAUUGUAUUUUUCCAUAGAAGGCUAUUACUUCAUACAUUUCUGUGCUCUAUAAGAGAUAUAGAUAUUGAAGUUUUGUGUGGUGAUGACGUCACUAAAAUUAAAAAUUGCGCACCGUGUGGGGUUCCGCGGUCGCAUUUCAGCAAUCUCGUGGUCAGCGAAGUCGGGAAUUUUUAAAAGUUAUACUGCACCGGCACUAUGCAAAAUUUAAUACUACUGCGUUUUGGCUUUCCUGCCUAUAUAUUUGAGAAUUGCUCUCUUGAUGUUUGCAUGCUCAUUUGAAAUAACGGUGAUAUGUUUGCCCGUAACCAUGGCCUUCCCCGCAAGAGCGCAAAAGCGGUAUUUAUAAAUUAAAUACAACUGAGAUUUUAACCUACCGCAAAUAAAGAUUUGAAUCUAAUUCAUACCGGCAUAGACGGGAUUAAACCGGAUCGACCGGGUUUGACGACGCGAUGGAACGAGAAAGUAGCGCGUUAAGAACACUUCAACUGAUUAUCUCAUUUUGUUGACAUUUCUGGAAAUUUCAUUUCGUUAUGAGCCAGGCCACGAGCGCUCACCUAAAAUUUAUAAAAUAAGUCAUUUAUGUGGAUGCGAUCGCUUUUGGUCAUAGCUGAAAUAAAUUUGUCCGUAGAAGUCUGACAUCGGCCAGGCGAAAUAUACAGAAAUAUAUUUGUGUUAGUGUGUAGCAAGGAUUUUGAAUCGAUAAACUAUCGGUCGGCACGAGAUUUCAAACUGAUCUCAUAAUUGUAUUAGUGGGUCGUUAUGUCUUAACACAGCGGGCGAAAUUAGGAUUUAUGUUGUCUUUCACGAGUCAUUAAAUACUGGGCCAUUGUUUUCAAGAAACAAAUCAUAGGAAUUUAAUUUGACAGUGACGAGAGCUUCGGCUGAAAUACGGCAUAAGUAGACAAAAACCAGGCAAUAAGUACACGAUAUCCUGUGAUUCAGAGACUAGACGGACUUUGGGACAUAGGGUUUGCAUGCUGACUCAGCCUUUUAUAGCGUCUCUUAUUCCAGAUGCGCGCAAGUCAAUAGAUAUUGUCAGCUCAAUUUACCAACUAUGGUGCAGCAUUGUGAUCUGAUGGACACCAUCCACCAAAAACAAUCAACUGAAACUAAACCUCGCCCUGUUUUAACUUGUUAAAAGAGAUCGCGUCGAUCGUUAGGUUUAUUGAAACAACGAGUUGAGAAAUUCUACCUUCAUCGGGAUUAUGGACUUUCUAAUCUCAAUAGCAAGAUAUUGAAAACGUGUUUGAAUAUAAAGGUUGCUUCGAGUCUGCGGAUAGUGCCGCGACGAGGUAUUGAAUAUGGAAGAGGACACCAAACUUGCCAACCAGACAUGAUGAGUAGCCUACGCAGAACGAAAAUUCAUUGCCGUGUAUGGUCGAUACAUCACGAGUCUUUGUUUGCUCUUAUAUCAGCUGACAACGAAUGACAUGGGUGCGCACUCAAUCCUACUUUUGCACUGUUUAUCAGUUGUCAAACAGCUGAUUUGUUGGUUCGGUCUUUAAUCGAUGUUUUCGCGACAAGGCUUUGUUUCGUCUUUAUAGAAUGUGAAUUAUUCUUUUUAUUUCGUUCGUGUAGUCUACACUAGAUAAAAAUAUGGACUUCUUUUUCGCUUUCACCAUUUCUGCAAAUUUUGGCAGCUUGUUUCUGUAUUUCUUACGUAAGAAAGUUGUUAUCGCCUUUUUUUCUUCGAAAAUACGUAUUUAAAGCUUAUUUUCUCGUUUACAUUUUUUGCGGCAUUACAAGCACUUUUAAUUACAGCCUUUUGGUUCAGCUGAUUAGCGGUAUAGAAUAGUAAUUUGGGCAGAAGAAACACGACGUUUCUCUGCGAUGAAGAAAGAGGGAUACCUACAAGAACCCCCAGAUGGUGGAUGGGGCUGGUUGAUCGUUAUUGGGGGCAUGUAUUGCCUAGCGAUGUGGGGUGGUAUCACUCGAUGCUACUCCGUGUUCUUUAGCCCGUUGAUGUCAGAUUUCGAAGCAGAUUAUGGAUCGGUUGCAUGGCUGAAUGGAAUGUUUCAGGCUGUGUAUGGAAUUUGCACUAUCGUGGGCCCACUGUUGAUGCAGAAAUUUGAACGUCGUCCAAUGUGCUUGAUCUCAUCAUUUUUGUGUGGAAUAUCCUGUUUUCUUGCGUCAUUCUGUCAACAACUAUGGGCGGUGCAAGUUCUGAUGGCAAUGCUUGUAGGAGCCGGAAUGGGUAUUAUAUCGAUAUCGGUGUUCACGACAACGACACGUUAUUUCAAGAAAAGGCUUCAUAUGGCUAAUCAAUUACUUUGUCUCGGUAUAUCAGCCGGUCCUUUGCUCGUGUGUCCCGGUUAUCAGUACCUUAUCACCACGUACGGUUGGAGGGGCGCUUGCAGGAUUGUAGCGGGCCUAUUCCUCAACAUGGCAGUUGCAAGUGCUUUAUUGCGGCCAAUCAAAUUAAUGAGCGAUCUUGAGACCCCAGAACAUCUCCCAUCGACCGAAAAAUACAAAGACAAGCAUUCCAGCGAAAGCGAAGAAAAAUCGAAGCCUAAAAGGUUAUUUGAUCUGACGUCACUCGAUGCAGAAAUUGUUGGAAGUCAAAGCCUUGGACUUUACACUCCUCCAGUGGCUCGAAGAAAUUAUGACGUCAACGAUAACAUUACAAAAUCGCACAAUCGUAAAGACGAAAAACCGAUCAGCUUAUCUUCAAAUUCCAGCAACAAACUUUCUAAUUCUACCGAUGAAAAUUGUGGGACCAAAUUUAAAAACUUUUGCAUCAAAUAUGAUUUGACUUUGUUUACUCAAAAACGAUUCUACCUCUACACUCUGUCAUGGACCACAUUUGCGGCAGCUUUCUUUUCUGCCUCAACAUAUAUCAUUCCGUAUGGAAAGUCGGUAGCUGGUUUGACAGAAUUUGAAGCAUCUACGCUGGUAUCGGCAUUUGCAGGAGGGGAAAUAUUUUCGAGAAUUGCUUAUGCUUUUUUAUUUGACAAAAUUCCAUUGAAGUUUCGAAUUCUUUAUGUUAGCGCACUGUAUGCUGUAUUUUCUAUUGCUAUACUAGUGUUCCCAUUUAUUCGUGGAUACAUAGGAGCACUGAUUUGUUGCGCGUGUAUUGGAGCCCUCGGCGGAGGAACCGAUGGAAUUUUUUCCGCAUUUAUUGCAGAAAUAUUCAGCGUCCAGCAGUAUGCGUUUGUAUUUGGAUACUCGAAUAUAAUAACUCACUCUACCGGUACAGCCACCACUGUUCUUAUCGGUGUUGCAGUCGACAGACUUCAAAAUUUAUCUGUUCCUUUUUACAUUGGUUUCGGUGCUGCUGUAACGUCAAGUAUCCUUGUGUUUCUACUGCAUAAAACUGUGAUGAAAAUCAGGAAAGAAAAGGCUUUAUUGGAAGCGGACGAUGUCUUUCUUCCCCUAAAAAGUUGAUGAGACCAAAAACUUUUUUACAAUUUUUUUUUACUUUGUGCACAUAAUUAUUUUUAGUUUGAUUAUUGACACGUUUAUGCAGAAAACAAACACGUCGUAUUCAAAUAUAACUUUAGUGUUGUUCGCGCAGUUUUCAGCUUAUGUUAUGACGCUAUUGUACUUAGGACUAUUUUUACUUUCGUCUUCAAAUUUCAUAUUUUAAAUCAAGGGAACACUUUAUUCCAUCACAAAUGUACUCAAGCCUCCAAGUAAACUAGGUGCUCAACUUG
This is a messenger RNA of Styela clava, 4409 nucleotides long. Its product is annotated as monocarboxylate transporter 7-like. Gene Ontology annotation, biological process: monocarboxylic acid transport; transmembrane transport. The record is from RefSeq and is a predicted model, not a curated record. NCBI's taxonomy places the organism in Eukaryota, Metazoa, Chordata, Ascidiacea, Stolidobranchia, Styelidae. Gene Ontology annotation, molecular function: monocarboxylic acid transmembrane transporter activity.